AUGAAGGAAGUAUACAUGCUUACUAAAACCAUUAGCAAUGACAAGCCGAAGCCAGCAUUUGCUGUUAAAGACAAAACCGGAAAUCUAGUGACUGGGCAUGCUAGAACGGAAAGAUGGAGGGAACAUUUCGAGGAAGUCUUGAAUCGACCCGCUCCUGACAAUCCUGUAAAUGAAAUUGUGGUUGAACCUGUAAUACAUGAAAUUAGUACCGAACCUAUAACACUAGUUGAAAUUAGAACAGUAUUGAAAAGAAUAAAGAAUGGUAGAGCAGGAGGCAAGGAUGAAAUUACUCUAGAGUUAUUGAAAGCUGACAUGAAUAUAACAGAAGAAUGGUUAUGCAGCAUAUUUAAAGAUAUUUGGGAGAAAGAAAAAGUUCCAAAAGCAUGGAAACAGGGGCUGAUUGUCAAAAUACCUAAAAACGGAAGCUUUACUAAAUGUGAUUUCGAGAAAGCGUUUGACUCUGUUCACCGUGAUAGGAUGUGGAAAAUAAUGGAGGCUUAUGGAAUUCCAAGGAAGAUAAUAAAUAUGGUUCAAAUCUUAUACGAAGGCACUGAAUGUGCUGUGCUGGAUGGGAUUGAAGAGUCUGACUGGUUCAAAGUCAAAACUGGAGUUAAGCAAGGAGAUGUAAUGUCUGGUUUUAUUUUCCUGAUAAUAAUAGACUGGAUAAUGAAGAGAACAACUGAAGAAAGCAACACUGGAAUUAGAUGGAGAUUCACAUCAAAACUCGAAGACUUAGACUUUGCAGACGAUAUUGCACUUGUGUCACCAAACUGUCAGCAAUUGCAAAUAAAAGCUACAAAACUCUCACAAUUUGCUACACAAACUGGGCUCAAAAUUAAUAAGAAGAAAUCAGAAGUGUUAAGGAUAAAUAGCAACA
Messenger RNA from Anneissia japonica, 877 nucleotides. RefSeq lists its product as uncharacterized. Lineage: Eukaryota; Metazoa; Echinodermata; Crinoidea; Comatulida; Comatulidae. The record is from RefSeq and is a predicted model, not a curated record. The annotation marks the transcript as partial. The transcript has 2 exons.